AUGGCCGAAAGUGAUUCCUCCGAAGAUGCCAAUGUGCUCGUCAUUCCAGUAGAUGACAGUCUCAGUGAUGGCAGGAAAGAAACAUGGCCCCUCAAUCACCCCAAAUACAAAUUCGAAGUAGUCGACGAUACAAAAUGGAGAGAAUCUCUCGCCGAGAUGUGGAUCGAAAACACCGGCGCCAGAGAAGAAGGUCGAACCAAAGCCGAACUCGCGGCAGGACUCAGCCCCGAAGAAGCCAUGGCUCGACGCGCAGGCCCUCCCCCCAAGAACGCUGAUAGGAACAGCUUCAUUCUUGAGCCUAGCGGCCCAGAGGGCCCCGAUUAUUGGCGAGCAUGGAUCAUACAGAUGAAAAACAACUUCCCCGACCCCGUGGAGAUCGAGGUAAACCAGCCGCUGAACAAAAACUGGGUGUUUGGGAAAGACCUGCUGGACAGUUGUUUUCUCCAACUCGGCCUAGAUGCUACGUUCGUUCCCCGCAAGGGUGAAACCGUCCUUUGGACACGGGAGAUAGACGGAACACUGGAGUGGAACGGGGAUACGCGAACCUACCAGGUCCUUGGAUAUGAUGGCACAUGGAAGGGCACACCACAGUGGCAAGCUGGAAUUAUCGCCCAGACCCCUGUCCCCGACGAAAAGGACAUCUACCCGGCAGAUAUCCGUGACCUAACUUCCGAGGAUAGUCUCGCCAACGUGACCAACACUGGUUUCCGAGUCGAGUGUCUCCCCGACCCAAUCGAUGACGACAAGAGCUUCUCAAAACAUGCAAGCUAUGUCCCUCUGAAAUGCAUCAAGCCGAUGAACUCCUGGGAAAUCUUCCUGGACAAAGUCCCGCGCGAGAAGUGGCAUCCCACAGUGGAAUUCGCCCUUACAUCCACCAGUUCCUUUAGUUUGCUGCACCAUCAGUGGUUCCGAGGUACCUGGCCAAACGCCCGCGUCCAUUCGAAAGGAGUCUGGGUGGGCCACGAACUGCUGGCAGUUAAAGAUACAAUUCGACUCAAGCCUUUCUUGUUGACGCUCGAAGACCUAGGGGACCCCGACAAAGAUUACCGUCAAGUCACCGAUGUGAUGACUAUUAAAGACAUAUGGCUCGAAUGGACGGAUUGCAUUGAUGACCCAGACGCGGAAGGCUAUGCAAAGAAGGCCACGGUAUGGAUCCAAGGCCAAGUCUACACCCUCGACAAAGACCGUCUGAGUCGCCCCACUCUAUUCGGCGAUCAGCCUUUGGAAAAGCUCACCGACCACGAGGUAGACUCUGCAUUCAACCAAGUCGGCAUGUCGGAAUACGGCGACUGGUACCGCAUGAAUGGCGGCAAUACUUGCCAGAUCACCCCUAGUUUAGUUCUAGGUCGCUGCUACGAGCCCGUGCCAACCAAACUCCACUUCGGAUCGUUCGAUCUGGACUACGACCUCCAGAGUGUCCUCAAGGCCCGUGAGUACAGCUCGCAGGUGGACAAACGUAUUCCAGAAGGCAAUACCUGGUUUUUUGGCGAUAACCGCGUGGAGACCCUUGGCCUGGCAGAGCUAAACGGAAUUGAAGUCGGACCUGCGGCCGAAGUGAACCAGCAGCCCGAGAGAUGGGUUUCAAUCCUAAAGAUAAACGAGGGCAUCCACAGUGACCCAAGCGAUAUCAGGAUUGCUGAUCUCGGUGAGAUCGGCAGGAAGAAAGGACGCCCACGCAAGGAAUUCGAGGAGAUCGGAAAGACUAGUCGUCUGGUGAGCUCCGGGUUAGGCCUGCAGCCCGAUUCCUCUGUUGAGGAUGUAGGGGCCGGACUCCUCGAAUCCAACAGCGAAGACGGGCUUGAUACGGGGCAGCUCACCAAAGCGAUCCCCUUCAAAAACCCGUCCCCUACCGAAUCGGAUGACGAUAAGAUCGUGUCCCGGGGCGAUUACGCAGCGGGUAUUCAGAUAGUCAUCGACGAUGAGGAUGAUGAUGAUUACACUGACGAGUAA
This is a messenger RNA of Penicillium manginii, 1950 nucleotides long. RefSeq lists its product as uncharacterized. The transcript has 2 exons. The record is from RefSeq and is a predicted model, not a curated record. Bases 1 to 1950 code for a protein of 649 amino acids. Lineage: Eukaryota; Fungi; Ascomycota; Eurotiomycetes; Eurotiales; Aspergillaceae. Gene Ontology annotation, cellular component: SHREC complex; rDNA heterochromatin. Gene Ontology annotation, biological process: silent mating-type cassette heterochromatin formation.